AUGCAUUAUGCUCCGGUCCAGAAGAGGGCGCAGUUGCAUUAUUCCAACUAAUGGGUGCAAUAUGCAGUGCUAGUGUUUUCCACGAUUUACAUGUUUGUGUGUUAGCCAUGACCGUAGAACUAGCCAUGUGAGAUCAGUAGUCUUCAAUAACAUAACUUUUUCUGUGGACGUCAAAAUGGCUGUUUCGAGGUUGCCGCCGGCAGCUUUCUCACUCAAGCAGUUCAUGCAGAGGCAGAAGGUGCUUGGUCUGUACAGAAGUAUGCUGAGGACCAUACGACAAGUACCAGAUGAAGCAGACAGAAAAUAUCUCCAAGACUGGGCAAGGGAUGAGUUUAAAAGAAACAAAAGUGCCACAAAUCAGGAUGCCAUACGAAUGAUGAUAACGCAGGCAAACAAUCAUCUGGAGGAUCUCAGGAAAUCACUUGCCCUUGCGAAGAGUUAGCAAAACAAUGUUUUAAGUGGCUCCAGAACCUUUUCUUCUUGGACCCCCGUUUGGACUUAGCAACAUUUUUGCAAUCCCCACCCAUAUCAAACAUGCAACAUUUUUGUCCCUUAAAAUUCACAUGGAAAAUAAAUACAUUUGAUAACCAUACAGUCCCUUCCCUACAAUCUCCCCACAUCACGACUUUGGGAACCAGUUUAGGGUAUUGGUUGUUCAAAAUUGACGUCACUGGUGAUCCCCUCUUGUAACACCUAUGUAGCCUACUGAGUUGUCAAGUUGAGCUAGUAGAUGUCUUCAAUGGUAAGAUGAUAUGUAAUGCUGCUGUCUGUAUCAUUGUACAGUUAAUGUAAAUAAACAUGUCAAGAACUGUU
Engraulis encrasicolus (European anchovy) is the source of this 813-nucleotide messenger RNA. RefSeq names its product LYR motif containing 2 (gene lyrm2). Bases 176 to 442 code for a protein of 88 amino acids. The transcript has 3 exons. The record is from RefSeq and is a predicted model, not a curated record. Gene Ontology annotation, cellular component: mitochondrion. NCBI's taxonomy places the organism in Eukaryota, Metazoa, Chordata, Actinopteri, Clupeiformes, Engraulidae.